AUGGUCAACAUCGGCCACAUAUUCGUGUGGGCCUUGCUCUUGGCCAUUACUUCGGGCACUGAUCUGAGCGGCGAUGACAAUCUCAACAACGUUUUGAGCGAAUUUGACUCUUCGUCCAGACUAAUCCGCGACACCUCUCUGUCGGCGAAAAACAUUGAGAAGAUCGAUGUGAAAUGCGACCAAGGCAAUGGCAUGUUGGUCGAGAUUGAGUUCUCGGAGGACUUCGAAGGAGUCAUCUACAGUCAGGGAUACUUUAACGAUCCACAGUGCAACUAUGUGAAGGGCGAGAAAACUGGUCGCAGCUUUGUAUUCUCUGUGCCAUAUAACGCUUGCGGCAGCAAGCCCGCCUGCUCCGUUUGCGCCUCCGUCGAGAAUAUCCUGAUCAUCCAGAAUGACAGGGACAUUCAGAACAACUUCGAUAUUGCUCGGAAAAUAUCGUGCAGUCGAGGCGAUGAGCGGGAGAAGACCGUGUACUUUAAGCCAUUUGUGGUAGACAUGCUGGAGGUCAUUUCCGUGGACACUCCCAGUGGUCCCGUUAAGUGCUGGAUGGAAAUCGGUACUGGCGCUCCGCCCAAUAUCAAGCCAAUUUCGGGAAGCCUUAGCCUCGGAGACGACAUUACGUUCACCAUCAACGUGGAGCACUCGGAACAGCCUUGGGAUGUCAAUAUACUGCAGUGUUACGCCUCGGACGACAUGGACUUCGAGGGCCGAACCACAAAGAGGCUCCAGCUCUCGGACAAUCGAGGGUGUUCGAUUAAGAAGAAGAUAUUUGGGGAGUGGAGAAGAUAUAAGGGGCCAUCGAGUCUCACCUCCACCUACUACAACACCCUGAAGGCGUUCCGGUUCCCCGACCGAUCCCAAGUCUAUCUAAAGUGCGACAUUGAGCUUUGCAAUGGUGCUUGCCAGAGGGAUAACUCCUAUCCCUCCUGUGGUGAUUCCAGGACCAUCUCGUGCCCCGAGGAUUCCACAGACCCGCUGUGUCUACAGAAUCACCUCAAAAAUACAACGCCAAAGCCUCGCUGCUUCCCGGGCGCGACUGAUAGCCGGUGCCCCAGAGUCACGACUCAACCUCCAGUAUCGGCAAGAACUGUUCCUACUCUUAGGCCCACUUAUACGCCUUUAAUUCCAAGAAAACCAGAAACCACUUCCAAGACCAAUUGCAUCCAGGGCUCGACUGAUAUAGAUUGCCUUAACUGCUUUCCCGGCUCGCCAGAUCCGAGAUGUCCAAAAAUUCCCACAACGAAAAGGGCCGGGUGCUCCGAGGGCUCCGACGACAUAAAAUGCCAGCCGGCCACUUAUCUCCCACCGUCAACAAGGAGAGGCUCGACUGAUAUAGAUUGCCUUAACUGCUUUCCCGGCUCGCCAGAUCCGAGAUGUCCAAAAAUUCCCACAACGAAAAGGGCCGGGUGCUCCGAGGGCUCCGACGACAUAAAAUGCCAGCCGGCCACUUAUCUCCCACCGUCAACAAGGAGAGUAUCAAUUCCAACGAAGCGCCUUAACUGCUUUCCCGGCUCGCCAGAUCCGAGAUGUCCAAAAAUUCCCACAACGAAAAGGGCCGGGUGCUCCGAGGGCUCCGACGACAUAAAAUGCCAGCCGGCCACUUAUCUCCCACCGUCAACAAGGAGAGUAUCAAUUCCAACGAAGCCAGCCACACCAAUUACUUACGCUCCUCCAACCCCGAGGACUCAAAUAACCACUGCCAGGCCCGAUUGCUUCCCGGGCGCGACUGACAGCCGGUGCCCCAGAGUCACGACUCAAUCUCCAGUAUCUGCAAGGACCACGAUUUCUUCUUUUAGGCCAUCUUUUACUCCUCCAACACCAAGAAUUUCUAUAACCACUUCCAAGGCUCAAUCCUCUACAUAUCUCCCUCCAGUAUCGGCAAGAACUGUUCCUACUCUUAGGCCCACUUAUACGCCUUUAAUUCCAAGAAAACCAGAAACCACUUCCAAGACCAAUUGCAUCCAGGGCUCGACUGAUAUAGAUUGCCUUAACUGCUUUCCCGGCUCGCCAGAUCCGAGAUGUCCAAAAAUUCCCACAACGAAAAGGGCCGGGUGCUCCGAGGGCUCCGACGACAUAAAAUGCCAGCCGGCCACUUAUCUCCCACCGUCAACAAGGAGAGUAUCAAUUCCAACGAAGCCAGCCACACCAAUUACUUACGCUCCUCCAACCCCGAGGACUCAAAUAACCACUGCCAGGCCCGAUUGCUUCCCGGGCGCGACUGACAGCCGGUGCCCCAGAGUCACGACUCAAUCUCCAGUAUCUGCAAGGACCACGAUUUCUUCUUUUAGGCCAUCUUUUACUCCUCCAACACCAAGAAUUUCUAUAACCACUUCCAAGGCUCAAUCCUCUACAUAUCUCCCUCCAGUAUCGGCAAGAACUGUUCCUACUCUUAGGCCCACUUAUACGCCUUUAAUUCCAAGAAAACCAGAAACCACUUCCAAGACCAAUUGCAUCCAGGGCUCGACUGAUAUAGAUUGCCUUAACUGCUUUCCCGGCUCGCCAGAUCCGAGAUGUCCAAAAAUUCCCACAACGAAAAGGGCCGGGUGCUCCGAGGGCUCCGACGACAUAAAAUGCCAGCCGGCCACUUAUCUCCCACCGUCAACAAGGAGAGUAUCAAUUCCAACGAAGCCAACCACACCAAUUACUUACGCUCCUCCAACCUCGAGGACUCAAAUAACCACUGCCAGGCCCGAUUGCUUCCCGGGCGCGACUGACAGCCGGUGCCCCAGAGUCACGACUCAAUCUCCAGUAUCUGCAAGGACCACGAUUCCUUCUUUUAGGCCCACUUUUACACCUUAUACUCAAAGAACAUCUAUAACGACGACGAGGACGCUGAUCGACGCCACCACGCCAAUUUACUGUUAUCCAGGUUCCAUCGAUCCACGUUGUCCAGACUCAGGAUACAGAGGCACCAGCCGAAUUCCUGCCACAUAUCUGCCACCAUUGAGCGAUACUGGUUACGAUAGAACCAUUCGUAACGCAAAGACCUCCUUCUUCAAGGAGAUCAACCACUUGGCCUUCUCGGACAACAAUGUCUUUGAACUGGACGACGACGAGAACGAGCCAUCGCGAGUGAAACGCGAGCUGAGAUCCGAUGACCAGGAACUGGACCACAACGAGGACCUCCUCUCGCGGAAGAUUGUUAAGCGCGAGACAAACGAGCGGCCAUCAGAGCAAGAAGUGAUUUCUCUGACCCUCGGCGUGCGGAUGGGCAUCAGUGUAAAAUAG
Messenger RNA from Drosophila kikkawai, 3228 nucleotides. Lineage: Eukaryota; Metazoa; Arthropoda; Insecta; Diptera; Drosophilidae. The record is from RefSeq and is a predicted model, not a curated record.